Messenger RNA from Ostrea edulis (European flat oyster), 1702 nucleotides. Its product is annotated as WW domain-binding protein 4-like. Gene Ontology annotation, cellular component: precatalytic spliceosome; nucleus. Gene Ontology annotation, biological process: mRNA splicing, via spliceosome. The transcript has 9 exons. Gene Ontology annotation, molecular function: zinc ion binding; protein binding; RNA binding. The record is from RefSeq and is a predicted model, not a curated record. Bases 136 to 1023 code for a protein of 295 amino acids. NCBI's taxonomy places the organism in Eukaryota, Metazoa, Mollusca, Bivalvia, Ostreida, Ostreidae.
GAGAUUUCGCCGUACAAAAUAUUUUCGCCAAUCGAAAACUGUGUAACUAAUGUAUCCUAAAAUAGGCAUCCCGCGAAUUGCCCAUCAAUCACGCAUGCACUCUAUUGUAAACUUCCGGCGAUUUUUUGUUACGAGAUGUCAGAAUACUGGAAAUCGCAACCUAGAAAAUUUUGUGAAUACUGUAAAUGUUGGAUAACAGAUAAUAAACCUAGUGUUGAUUUUCAUGAGAAAGGAAAAAAGCAUCAAGAAAAUGUUAAAAGAAAAAUUGAUGAAGUAAGAAAAAAGGGAAUAACAGAUGCAAAGAAACAGGAAAAAUUGGAAGAUGACCUUGAAAAAAUGGAAAAGGCUGCCUUGGAGGCUUUUAAAAAAGACCUUGCCAGUGAUCCAGAACUUGCUGCCAAGUAUGGCGUGAGGGUCAGGUCAGAAGCUGAAAAAGAAGCUGAAAAAACAAAGAAAGAAACAGCGGCAGAUAUUGCAAGACAGAAAGCCCUAGAGAAUGUGGAAAGGAAGCAAAGAGAAGGAGAGUGGUAUGAGGCCAAGUCAUCUGAGGGCUACACCUACUACUGGAAUACAGUCACACACGAAUCUAAAUGGGUUGCCCCAAAGGUCUAUGUGUCACUAGAAGAACAAGAAGCCAAAAAAAUGGAAGAGGAGGAGGAAACCAAGAAACAAGCAAGAGUUCAAGAAGAACUUGAUGCUCUUCCUGAUCAAGUGACAGUGGGGCCUCUUUUGAGAGGAACAACUUCGACAACUGCAUAUGGCCGGUGGACCACAGUUCAGGAACUUCCCAACCUUGAUCUUCCUGAGGAUCCUCCUAUACCGUUAGAGCCACUUCCUGUUGAAGACAUUCCCCUACCAGAACCUCCCAAAGAGAAAGUAGAGAAGAAGCAAGAGGGUGGAAGGUUUAAAGAGAAGAGGGUCAAAAGUUUAGCUAGUGACAAUGACACAACAAAAGUGACGUUCAAGAAACGAAAGUUAGGAUCUGGUGCUCGCAAUACUAGACAGAGAGAAGACGAGGAUUGACAGUGAUCAAACUGUAGAAAUAAGUGAACAGUCUUAUAUUCCCGUUAGGUGACAUCAAAGGAGACCAAAGAUCUGUGAUGAUUUUCCAACUUCAUCGUCAGAAUAUGGAGACCACAGUAUGAUCUGCUGCUGAUCAAGUAUGAAAUAAAUAUUUUGUGAAGAUUUGAUUCAGCUGGUGUCAUUUAUUGUCAUCAAUCUCUGAUCAAACUUCUCUAUGUAAGAAUCUUUGUUUAGUGUUGAGGGCUCCUUGCAGUGAACCUUAAGCUGACUGGAAAUUCUGUCUCAGGAACCUUUGUCAGAGCCUGUGACUGCUCUAUGGAAUAAUAGUACAAAGGAAAGAAACACUGUUGCAAUAAAGACAUAUUUUAAUAUGAUUAUCAACAAGGUAAAACAUGGUCUUCACACACAACUUAUAAAUGGAGUAAAGUAUAUUAUCACAGUCAGAAAUUACAGAUAUUGAGUAUUGUAUGCCAGCACAGUCAGAUAUACAUGUUUACUAAGUGUGACUCAUGGGAGAGCUGGGUAAACAUAAAUGAUAUAUGAAUUGACUAAAAAUCUAUCAACAGCAGAAGAACAUCAACCGUUCAUCCACAGUUCACAUUUCCACACAGGGUGCAAAGGUGUGUCCUGUUGUAAGACAGUGUAUGCAUUUUCUUUAAAUAAAUACUGGUGUGUUGCA